This is a messenger RNA of Scedosporium apiospermum, 1329 nucleotides long. RefSeq lists its product as uncharacterized. Lineage: Eukaryota; Fungi; Ascomycota; Sordariomycetes; Microascales; Microascaceae. The transcript has 6 exons. Gene Ontology annotation, cellular component: nucleus; cytoplasm. Gene Ontology annotation, biological process: protein neddylation. The record is from RefSeq and is a predicted model, not a curated record. Gene Ontology annotation, molecular function: NEDD8 activating enzyme activity. Bases 1 to 1329 code for a protein of 442 amino acids.
AUGGAGGUCGACUCCGCUCCUCAGCCUGGGCUCCCAUCCCAUGGCAGUAGUGUUGUUAACGAAGAAGAGAGAUGGAAGUAUUUGGAACAAAUCCGCCGUAACCCCGGUCCAUACACCGACCCCGAUGCCGUCAGUCAGGAGGCGAUUGAUCAGUUCGACCAGAUGAAGAUAUUAGUCAUAGGCGCCGGUGGUCUUGGCUGCGAAAUCCUCAAAGACCUAGCUCUAUCGAAGUUCAAGGAUAUUCAUGUAAUCGAUAUGGACACAAUCGACAUAUCCAACCUCAACCGACAGUUUCUCUUCCGACAAGCCGACGUAGGCAAGUUCAAGGCCGAGAUCGCCGCGAAUUUCGUCAUGAGAAGGGUCAAGGGCGUCCAAAUAACAGCGCAUAACUGCAAGAUCCAGGACAAGGAUGACGAUUUCUAUAAGCAAUUUCAGAUGGUGAUUUGUGGCCUGGACAAUAUUGAGGCUCGGAGGUGGAUAAAUGCGAAGUUGGUCGCGCUUGCCGAAGAGGGAGACGGUCCCGACUGCAUCAAGCCCAUGAUCGAUGGGGGAACCGAGGGUUUCAAGGGCCAAGCGCGAGUAAUCAUACCAAGUAUGACCUCUUGCUUCGAGUGCCAACUAGAUAUGCAUGCGCCAAGGGCAGCGGUGCCUCUGUGCACCCUUGCCUCCAUUCCACGACAGCCAGAGCACUGCGUUGAAUGGGCCCAUCUUAUCGCCUGGGAGGAAGAAAAGCCGUUCCCGGAGCUCGACAAAGACGAUCCCGAACAUGUGACCUGGAUUUAUCAGAAAGCCCUGCAGCGCGCCAGGGAGUUCAACAUUUCCGGCAUCACCUAUUCCUUCACUCAAGGUGUCAUCAAGAACAUCAUCCCCGCCAUUGCAUCCACCAAUGCCAUCAUCGCCGCCGCCUGCUGUAAUGAAGCCUUCAAGCUGGCUACUGGCGCCGCCCCCGCGUUAGGGAUGGAGAAUAACUACAUGAUGUACUCGGGAGACGACUCUAUCUACACUUACACCUUCAACCACGAGAGGAAGGACGAUUGCCCAGUGUGCAACUCAGCAUCACGCCCUCUCGAAGUAGACCCGGACAUGUUGCUUGGCGAUCUCGUGGAAUCUUUCGCGAUGAGACCUGAGGCUCAGUUGAAGAAGCCCUCGUUAAGAGUGCAAGGGAAGACCCUUUAUAUGCAGUCCCCACCAAGCUUGGAGCAACAGACUCGGCCCAACCUCAACCGGUCCCUCAAGGACCUUGGUAUCGAAGAUGGUCAGGAAGUGGUCGUCACGGACCCCGCCUUCGCGGUGGAAUUCAACUAUUAUUUCAAAUUCAAGGCGACAUAG